Molecule: messenger RNA, 5964 nt
Organism: Jaculus jaculus (lesser Egyptian jerboa)
Lineage: Eukaryota; Metazoa; Chordata; Mammalia; Rodentia; Dipodidae
Gene: Tram2
Product: translocation associated membrane protein 2
Exons: 11
Coding region: 41-1153 (370 amino acids)
Biological process (GO): protein insertion into ER membrane; SRP-dependent cotranslational protein targeting to membrane, translocation
Cellular component (GO): endoplasmic reticulum membrane
Source: RefSeq, a predicted model, not a curated record
GCGACGGUGCGGGCCCCGCCGGCCGUGCGCGCCCGCUGCCAUGGCUUUCCGUCGGAGGACGAAAAGUUACCCGCUCUUCAGCCAGGAGUUCGUCAUCCACAACCAUGCGGACAUCGGCUUCUGCUUGGUGCUCUGCGUCCUCAUCGGGCUUAUGUUCGAGGUCACAGCCAAGACUGCCUUUCUAUUUAUUUUACCUCAGUAUAACAUUAGCGUGCCUACAGCAGAUGGCGAGACGGUCCACUACCACUACGGCCCGAAGGACCUGGGCACCAUCUUGUUCUACGUUUUCAUCACCGUCAUCUUGCACGCCGUGGUUCAGGAGUACAUACUGGACAAAAUCAGCAAACGGCUUCAUCUCUCCAAGGUCAAACACAGCAAGUUCAAUGAGUCUGGACAGCUGGUCAUCUUUCAUCUCAGCUCAGUGGUGUGGUGCUUGUACGUGGUGGUGACGGAAGGAUACUUAACGAACCCAAGAAGCCUCUGGGAAGAUUACCCACACGUGUACCUCUCCUUCCAGGUGAAGUUUUUCUACCUGUGCCAGCUGGCCUACUGGCUGCACGCGUUUCCUGAGCUUUACUUCCAGAAGGUACGGAAGGAGGAAAUUCCCCGCCAGCUGCAGUAUAUUUCCCUGUAUCUGGUCCACGUAGCUGGAGCAUACCUCUUAAACCUGAGCCGCCUGGGCCUGAUCUUGCUGCUGCUGCAGUAUUCCACCGAGUUCCUCUUCCACAUGGCUCGACUCUUCUACUUUGCAGAUGAGAACAACGAGAAGCUGUUUAACGCCUGGGCGGCUGUGUUUGGGGUCACGCGCCUCUUCAUCCUCACCCUUGCCGUGCUGGCCAUUGGCUUCGGGCUGGCUCGCAUGGAAAACCAGAUGUUCGACCCCGAGAAGGGGAACUUCAACACCUUGCCUUGCAGGCUCUGCAUGCUGCUGCUGGUGUGCGCUGCCCAGGCCUGGCUCAUGUGGCGGUUCAUCCACUCCCAGCUGCGGCACUGGCGGGAGUACUGGAACGAGCAGAGCGCCAAGCGGAGAGGCCCAGCCGCCCCCAGGCUCCCAGCCAGGCUCCUCAAGAGGGAAUGUGGUUACCAUGAAAAUGGACUGGUGAAAGCAGAGAAUGGAACCUCCCCACGGACUAAGAAACUCAAGUCUCCCUAAGGCCAAAGUGUUGUGAACAGGAAUCCUCUUGGCGGGGCCCAGCAGGAUGGCACAAAGCCCGGCCCGAGCUGCCUCUCCACGUGCUCCUCACCACGCUCCGCCUAACACCUGAAGCCCGCCUCCGUCUCCACAGGGGUUCUCUCUGACUUCUUGCCUUCCUCUUCCUCCUCUACCACAAACCAUUCUCAGCAAAGCCAAAAAUCUCCCCCUCCCCCCUCCCUCUCCCUACCUCCCUCUCUCCCCUCCCCUCUCUCUCCCUCUCUCUCUCUCACCACCUCAUGGCCUCACCUCUGCCCAGUGUUGGCUUUUCCCAGGAUCCUCUAGCCCCAUGGUUGUCUCUCUGCUCACUCGCUUCUCUUCCUUCAUGACCGCUGCUUUUUCUCUUCACUUCCUGAUUUCGAUGUGCAAUUUCCCCGUGUCUGAUUUUUUACAAGGGGAGGGAGCUGAGAUUCCAGUCCUGCGCAUCAGCCCAGGACCUGUCAAUCAGCGUGCCUCGUGCCAAGGAGCUUCAGCGGGGGCCAGUGGCAGGCCCUUGGCGGUCCCUUGUGUGGACAGACAAGGGAAGGAGAGGCCAGCCCUCUUGGACCAUAGCCUUCUUGGUGCUGACCGACCGACAAGAUGUAGGAUUCUGUUUCCAUCCCAACUGACACAAUGUAGGAUUCUAUUUCCACCCACAACAUCCUGAGGCCACCCCAGCAGUCUCUGCUGUGUGAUGCCAAGGCGUUGGGCUUUGGAACAUGGUCACUUAACCCACGAGGACAGUGUUAAUUACCCAGAGUCCAGGACUCCCGAGAACUCACAUGCUGCAUUCUGACUGGCAGUGAGCCCGCCUGUGCCCUGGAGACAGGUCUUUCCACAGCGAGAGCACUCGGAGCUCCAGUAGGCUCUUCCAGAAAGCUCACCCAGACCUUAUUUCAGCCGCUGCCUGUGCUUUCUUCAGCCAUUCACCAGCUUUCAAAGCGAAACCAAACCAAAUCGCAGCUACAGACCUGCCUGAGAUGCGCAGUUCCCAGGUCCAGAACCAGCCUGCCCCACCAGGGCCACACUCGCUACCUUGACUUCAUGUCCCUCGCGGCAGAAGCACGAAGCCUCCAGGGGUCCAGCCCCGCGCCUUGCCCCGUCCCCCAGGGAGGACUCCCUGGCCACCCUGCGCCGGGCCUCAUUUGUCGAGUGUUCUCUGACGUUGUCAUUUGCUGAUAUUUGUUGACCACGUAGAGUCUGAAAUCCGGGGUGUCUCAGGAUCACCCUUCAGGUUGCCUGGGAAGACCCAGCCAUGUCUACAGGAGCCCUGUAACCCCCCCACACCCCCCACCUCCUCCAGGAUUCUUUCCUCUCAAGAUGAGGUCGCCAGGUCAUGAUAGUGCCUUGUGAGGCUUUCCAGAAGGGGAGGUGGGCUCUUGAGAGCCCUAACGAAGGACUCCUGAACACUGUGUGUUGAGACAAAGGGGAGCAGUUCUUGGUGGCACAGGAAAACUAAUGUCACCUCGUCCUCACCAGACAGACUUUGGGUUUUUAAUCCAAAAAAGGCAGCAUGGGUCAAGGCAGCUCCUCUUUUCCGAGUCUUACCAGUAACUGAGGAAUUUGUUUCUAAACAUGACAGUGUGAUUCUCUCUCUGUCCAGGAUCAGCGUACAGAAUAGGGAUAAACUCCCUGGGCUUUCUUCGGUGUGCUCGUAGGAAGCCAGGCAGCAGUUGUGAAGAGCGUAUUUCCCUGUCCUUCCCCGGGCCGCCCUGCAGACCUUGAGCCAUUGCUGCCCUGCCUUCCCGGGGUAGCUGAGCUGGCCUGGCCUGCCUGGUGCUGUGGUAGCUCCCAAGUACAGCCCAAUGGCUCAGAAGCCUCCCAGGGCCCUCCCCAAGGUGGGUCCAGGCUGAACCAUGGAGUUGUAGCUUUGAUGGAUGUUUGAGACAUGUGGGUGCGAGCUUGGAGAGGUCGCCACGGGCAGAGCAGUUGAGGACUUGGGCUCAGCAGAGCAUGUAAGGACAUUUUGUGGCUACAUCCCAGAACACUUGGGUUCUCACAGUCACCCUCUAUUGCCAGCUUCCUGGAUGUGGUACCAGGAGCUUAGUGGCUGCAAUCGAUGUAGUUUGUUUUUUGGUGGUUUUUUUUUUUUUUUUUUUUUUUAAGGACAGAAGUUUGGCUAGUGAUGGGAGUUAGUAAAAUCUUACUUGAUUUUAAAAGAAAAAGUGUGAGGCCAAUAAUAGUGACGUGUCACUGACCUGGCCUUGGGGGAUGCUUGGGGGCCUUAGAGGUAACUGUAGGGGACUUUGUUACACACAUACACACACACACACACACACAUCUUCCUGGAACGCUGUAUUGUAGCAAAGCUAAGACCUUGUCACGUUGCUGCCAGAAUUGCAGUCACUGAGUUUCGCGCCUUCCCGUGAGCAUGCUGGGCUAGCUGCUUGUGAUCUGGGCACUGGCUACACUUCGCUUGUGUGCAGACUUCCCUGUCCACGCAGUACCGAGGCCCCAGUGAAGGAUCAGCCCUGGUCCUCGGGGUUUAAGAGGCCGGCUCCACAGCUUCUGCCGAGAGCAGAUGUCCACCUCUACCUCAGUAGCUGCUGCCUCGACAUCCCUGAGUGGCGUUCUCUGGCGGGGGACACCAGCAGGUGCCAGUGGUUAGGAGCAGCCUGUGGAGGCUCCCCUGCUGCCAGCUGCCCCCUCCUCCUUGGAUGAUUGGUGAUGGCAAUAGCUUUCAUUAUUUUUGCCACACUGGCACGUCCUCCUUGCAUCUAGUCUGCGUGGCUGCUGCAAUGUCAUCUCUCUUGUCCCAAGGCAGAACUUUCCAGCACACACCUAGUAAACUAGACACCUGUGCUCUGACACCAUCACGAUGCUUCUCUUGCAUCCCCCGGGCUCUAAAGGCCCCGGGAGGUGGGGCCAAUUGUACAUCUAGGUUUUCUUUUGUGGCUUCUCAGUACCCUGCGGACUCCGGUACGUGGCAAAGAAGGAAAUGGUAGGAGCAGAGAGCACUUGCCUCCGGCAAGUCCAUUGUGCACAUGGGCUCCACAGAUGCCUAGAGGGCUUGCUACCCCCUGGGCACUGGGGAGGAGCUUGGUGUGGAUGCUGGUAUAGGCUUCAGCCUUCUCGGUUUGAUCGAGGCCUGGAAUGGGAGAAGGUAGAGCAGUUCAGUCAUGACUUCCUGCCUGAAGACCUCCAUGUCCCAGGCAGACAGACUUCCGUUCUAGAUCCCUUAGGGCUUCUGCUCUUCGCUGGUGGGGAGCGUCCUGGAGGCUUGGGAGUCAGGGCAGUGGGAUGAUCUUCCCUGUUCCUCAGCCUCCCGAGUUCACAGCCUCUUUGCACAGGAAGGGACUUGGGGAGCUGCUGGAGAGUGCAUUCAUUGGUUCUUUUGAAGACCUCGGUAGGAUCCCUCUCCAGCCCAUGGUUGGCCCUGGGAGGAAGCCAUUGCCAACUUCUCAGCCUUCAGCCUUCUAAGUAUUCACUCCCUCCCUGAGCUCUGACAAGACCCUGGAUCAGCACUGCUGUGAAGAAAAGUGUUCAGACUUCCUUGCUCAGUAACCCUGGCAGACUUGGUCCUUGCAGGACAAGCAGAUCCGCGCUCUUUUCUUUAAUUAGUGCCUUACGUUGCCGUGUGGCCUUCGCUGGUACUGGGUAGCCAGACCCCUACUGUCAGGGCUCUAGGGCUGAUGGGUGCCGAACCUUGGUACAGCCGCAUGCACAAGGGAUGUGGUCGACAGUUUGCCUCAUUUGUCUUGACACCACGCCCCUCCUCCCUUGCACUCAUGGCAGUAAGUGUGGUGUGUUCUCUGCUUGCUUCCUGGUCUCCCUGUCCCCUGUGCGGUGGCCCAGUAGCAGGAAGCCCUUGCCUCCUCCCUUCCCCCGUCCAUGGCCUCGCAUAGCAAGCUCUGCUCUCCAGUCUCACCACCACGCCGGCUUGGAAAACAGAACCCUUGCUCAGCCUCUUUCCGUGGCUUCCCUUCUGUUCAACCCAGAGCUCCCGUGAGGAAGGUGUCUCCUGGCUCUGAGGGUCAGCCUUGUUCGGCGGUGGGUGUGUCUGGUGACUGCCGAGGCAGAGGGAGCUCCUGGUUCAGGAUUCACGCUUGUCAGCAGCGCAGCCUCCUCCGUCCCCCUUUGCCUGCCUGUCCUGCUCUUCCGGGUUGUGCAAUAGCCCUCCCAGUCACUGGUUCUUCUCCACGGGCCUUUCUGUCCCUUAAGACAUGACCCACGGUAGCGGAGAGAGCGGACCCAUGGGAGGGCUGGUCAUCAUUCCUUACACAAGAAAUGUCAGCCGCUUUCCUCUCGUUGCUGUCAUUGUCAUGUUCCCCGCGUGGAAGUCGGCGUCCCUCUUGUAGAAUGGAUAGUAUCAUCAUAGACGUUCUUAGUAGUUUAAAAAGAAACCCUGUUAAAAAACAUUUUUUUAAAGCAAAAACACCCCCCUGAGGCUGGGACGCUGUCAGUGUCUGGGAACAAGAUCUGCUGUGGUGCUCAUGGUGGCAUUGUCACUCUGUAGCAAUUCAGUGUCCUGUUCCCGUGGAGAGGAAUGAGAUAACUUCUGAGAUCUGCCACAGUGGAGAGCCCUGUCCCCCGUUCCGCUGUUCCCUUGAGUACAGAUGCGUGUGUGACGUGUGACCAGAUGUAAACCUCACUUCUCAGUUCCUCUGUUUAAUAAACACCUGAAGGAUGAGCUGAGGCUGCUGGUGCCCUGAGCAACUCAAUGCAAUUAUGGACAAGUCGACUUUUUCUUUUUUUUUUUCUAUGUUAGCCUGUUCAUGUUACGGACCAAAUUUCAACCAAGAACUCAAGGAAAAUUUGUACCUGCCGUAUUUAUGCUUUCAUAUAAAAGGGUU